AUGGAUAAUCUUACUCAGAUAAUCCUUUUCUCCGACUUUCCCAAUUUCUAACCCUAGUUCUUGCCCCGUCUCUCUCUGAAUUCUUCAAUCCCUCCCUCCGAUCUGAUCGGAAUUGCUCCGGUCGUGACAUAUUAGUUUUCUUCCCUAAUCACGGCCGCCGCUGCAACUGUGGGCGAACAUCGUCAAUUCUUUCUGCCGCUGACUCCAGCAUAACCAAGACUCCGUUGCUUCCUUCUUCUUCAUCAUCAUCUCUGUUCUUCUCCCCUUCUCCUUUGAUUUUUUUUUUCCCCAAUCCCUCCAGUUUAGUAAACAGAUUUGCAAUUUUUCAAGGAGUCAGAUGGAGGCAGAAGUGAUUGAAGCGGAGUUAGUUUUGCCAACUCACAUGAAAUUUAAGAAGGUUCAGAUGUAUGAAAAGUAUCCAAAGGGGCAAGCUAGAGGAAGGCAGUGGAAACAUCUUAAGCAUAUCAUACAAGCAGAGAAUUACCAGAACCAGCCACCAGAUGAACCAAAUUAUGUGAACAUUGGAUCGCCUCCUUCAAUGCAUCCAUGCAAAAGAAUUUGUGAUAUAACUGGCUAUGAGGCACCUUACUUUGACCCAAGGACCAAACUUCGAUAUGCCAACACUGAAGUCUUCAAGAUUAUAAGAUCCCUUCCUAAUGAGUAUGUUCAGAGAUACUUGGCCCUUAGGAAUGCAGCAGUGGUACUGAAAUAGUUGUAGACUUGUAGACGAAUGUUUAAAUGCCCCAAAGUUGGAUGGUUGUAUAGAAGAAAUCUCUAGCUUGGCCUGUGUCGUUUCUUUCCACCUCUUUUUUUGAGUUUGACUUGCCUCUAGCAAUUCAGUGACGUACUUCUUACAUUAGAGAGAAUGAAUUCGAACUCUAAUGUAUUAUCAAACUAUUGCUUACUUUGCCUUGGAAUUUAUUUUCCUUUUUAAAUAGAGUAUAGCCGACUUUGACAUAGUGAGAUAAUUAUCAACCCAAAUUGCUGAAUCUCUAUUCUACAAUUUCUUUUUAAUUUAAAACAGGACGAUUAUUGAGC
This is a messenger RNA of Oldenlandia corymbosa var. corymbosa, 1038 nucleotides long. The record is from the annotation of a GenBank genome assembly. NCBI's taxonomy places the organism in Eukaryota, Viridiplantae, Streptophyta, Magnoliopsida, Gentianales, Rubiaceae.